Molecule: messenger RNA, 960 nt
Organism: Penicillium longicatenatum
Lineage: Eukaryota; Fungi; Ascomycota; Eurotiomycetes; Eurotiales; Aspergillaceae
Product: NmrA-like family protein
Exons: 1
Coding region: 1-960 (319 amino acids)
Source: RefSeq, a predicted model, not a curated record
AUGUCUCCAUCCGUCCUCAUUGUCAGUGCUACCGGUAACACCGGCCGGAGUGUUGUCAAAGCACUGCCAAAGUUACUUCAAACCAGCAAUGGUUUGUCUCGGCACCGCAUCAUCGCUCUUACUCGUUCUUCCGAGAGCCCAGAGGCACAGCAACUUGCCAAAUUGCCCGGGGUUGAAUUGGUCGAGCAGAACUGGACAGAAAUCACUUCUGAUUGGCUCCGUGAGCACGAAGUUGUCAGAGUGUUCAUUGCAUCACAUAACGACCCUACCCAAUUCGCCGAUGAAUCUACAUUCCACAUUGCUGCCCUCAAUGCUGGCGUCAAAUACAUCGUGCGAAUCUCAACUACCGCUGCUAACGUCCGACCGGACUGCAAGGCUUACUACGCACGCACUCACUGGGCAAUUGAGGCUCUUCUUAGCUCACCGGAGUUCGCAGCUAUGCAGUGGACCUCCCUCCAGCCCAACGUCUUCACAAACUUCUACCUUUCCAAUGCCGUGGAUCUGAUCAAACAAUACCGCAAAACUGGAAAGCAAGAUAUACUCCGACUGAUGGCAUCUGAGGACUCGCCCAUUGGCGUUAUCGAUCCCGAUGACGUUGGUAAUUUCGCGGCUCAUCUUUUGUCCCUGGAUGACCCUCUUGAGCACAAUAAGGCCAAAUACAUCCUCAACGGUCCCGAGGAUAUCACCGGCAAGCAGAUCGUGGCCAUGGUCGAGCAGUAUAUUGGUACACGGGUUGAGGAAGUUAGCUACAAGGACAUGUCAUUCCUUGAGAUGCUUUAUGAAUACAAAUACGCCGCAACCUCUCAGUCGAAAAAUGUUAUUAUGUCUAUCAGACAUGCUGCAGAGACGGGUUGGGAAGGUAAAUGCUCGACUUCAACAACCAGCCCAGAAGUGCUAAAGCUUGCUGCACCAAAGGGUACAUGUGCGCACGCGUUGAGAGCCAUACUGCAGAUGGAAUGA